AUGUAUAAAGAGCGGUUGCAAGCAAUUCAAGCAGCUCGUUCUCAGAUAGAUACUGAUUCUGGGUCAUCACCUGAUCAAGUCAGCAUCUUCGAAGAGGCGUUCGGUCAGAGGCGGGGUCACGUUCGUGGAAUUGGUCGCAGAGUGAAGGGUAAAUCUUCAAGUAGUCGUGCCCAAUCCACCCAAUCACAGCCACCUUCACAAGAUUGGGUAAAUGACAUGAGUGUGAUGUUUAAUCUCUUUUCAUCUCAAAUGGACCCAUCAAAUAUGGACCCUGCAAAGCUAGCAAUGUUUAAUAUGCUUAAGAGUAAGUAUUCCACUCCAGCACCUCAACCGUCUCAGACACACAUGGAUCAAGGUUCCCCUGCACAUUCUCAACAUCCAGCGGCAUCAUCUGACAUGCAUACAUCUUCGACAUCACAGCCUCAGCAUCUAGUACCGCCGCUCUCGCAGCCUUUGCCACAACCAUCACACCCUCCACCGCCUUACCCUUACAUGUAUGGACCACCGUAUCCAUUCAUGUACGGAGGAAUUUCGCAGCAACAUCCUUCUGCUUUCUUUCCAGGUUCGACUAAUAUGGCUGGAUCAUCACAACAACCUUCGUCGUCACAGCAGGCUCAGCCAGUCUACCCAUAUCAAUGGAUGAUGGGGGCAUCAACAUCUCAGCCGCUACAACCACCACAUACAUCACAGCCGGUACAACCACCUGAGACAUCACAGCCGCUACAACAACCUCAGACUUCACAACGCCAGCCAUCGAGUCUUCCAGAGUUCGAUGAGAACGAGAGAUCACAUGACUUUUUAUCUCAGUUGUAG
This is a messenger RNA of Cannabis sativa, 813 nucleotides long. RefSeq lists its product as uncharacterized. The transcript is spliced from 2 exons. The coding region runs from base 1 to 813 and encodes 270 amino acids. The record is from RefSeq and is a predicted model, not a curated record. NCBI's taxonomy places the organism in Eukaryota, Viridiplantae, Streptophyta, Magnoliopsida, Rosales, Cannabaceae.